GGAUAACGAAGGCAGGGAACUCGCCGAAAACGACGGGAUCGAUCUCUGUCUGAUCACGCGAGAUGCAUUCGGGAUUUCUGCUCUUGUCGCUGCUCUCGUAUCUGCUCGUCCGCGACACCCUGGCCGGGCCUGUCGCUUACGAGGACGCCGUCGAGGACGAUGUCGCCGCCGUCGGCUCGUACAUCCGCGAGGUGCGCCAACUGGCGCCGCCGAGGCUCGCCGCGGAAGUGGAGGACCUCACGGGCGCCGGUAACGCGCCGGAGCCGCGGGACGAUAAAAAGCGCAUGAAAAACGCAUCUGGCAAAUCAGACGAGGGCGGUUACUACAGAACCUACGGGAGCGAUGCGGAGGGCGAGAAGGGUUACUUGAAGGAAACCUACGGCAAAGGUGAUCAAGGCUACAAGACUCUCGACACCUUCCACAAACAGGACGGCGACAAGUACGAGUUUGAGACGCAAACUACCUACGGCACGGCUGACGAUGACAGGGAAAAGCAGAAAGAGGAGAAAAAAGGCGACCACGAGGGCGCAGGCACCACGUCCGAUGCCGAGUACGCCGCCGACGAGGGUGGCGAGUACUACGCUGAGAGCGACGACGACGGCGAACACUACAGCCACCACAUGGAGAACGAGCCGGAGUCCACGAAUUACGGGCACAGCGAGAAAUAUUCGUCCGGAGGCGACGAAGACGGAUCUUACGAGAGAUCCGGCUCUUACAGCUACGACGGCAAAGAGGGAGGGCAGGAGGACGAGGGGGAUCACUAUUAACUUAACCGGCGUGGAAUAGUAAUUCCGAUAUCGCCGCUGAUACUCAUCGCGACUCAUCCAAGCGGAACUCGCUCGCUGCUGCCUUUUCCGUCCUUUUAAUCGAGCACGAACGCACAGCUAUCGGGAAUAUUAACGGUUCAUCGCGGCUAAAAGUACGUCACACUGUUAAAGCGAUCGAAAAGAUGGCGCGUGUGCGCAUGUGUGGGCGCGUUAUAAUCGCGCGGAUAUUUUGACGCAUCUCGAAAAAUGAAAACAAUGCACGCGCUCUUCCGCCGCCGUGUAUUGCGAGCGAUUAACGGUCACUUUGCGGCUCGCGCGAAUUCGUCACACGCAGGCGGAUUGUAAUAAUAGUUUAUGUUUGCUAAUAAAGUAUCAUCAACGACGCGCGUGUUAAUUUUGCCCGGCUGUUAAACUCCGAAUUCCGCGUUGACGCCUACGCGCGCGCGCGCCGAACGGCGCGCUUUCCGGCCGUAAUUGGCGCGGCAAUUACGGCCGCACGCGACUGAUCUUUUAAUUACCUCAAUUAGAAGACGCGAAAACAAUCGCGCUCGGCUCGGCGGGCCGCGUCGAAAGCGCCGAGCUCCAGCACUCGCGCGAGUCGAACGGUGGUUUAAUAUUAAAACAGCGUUUCCAUGAUGAAAUUUGCCUUUACGCUUUCAGCCGGGGUCGAUCGCGGCGAGCGAGUGCGCGCUCGAAAUUGCCGGCCGGCGAAACUCGUUACAUUAGCAAUGCCCGUGCAUGAUCGAUUAUCAACGGCUAAUCCAUUCCCGGGUAUGCCUCGCGUUGCGUGCAAAUAGACCGUUCUCGCGAUACGGAUGGAUGCGCGUCCGCUCGCCGCAACGCCCGGCUUCUUAGCCGGCUAAGCGCUCCGUUUCUCCGCUUCUGCGGAGACGCACGCCGCGUUCGCAGACACCGCGAUCGGAAACGCGCAAGGACAAUCUGCACUUUCCAACUCGACGGCGGGAAGGUAGCUGCCCUUUGACAGCGUCGCGAGGAUGCUUGCGGCGCCAUUCACGUAACAGACGAACGACGCGUCUCGCAUCCCUCCUCGGAGCUUGGAUCUCGCCGGGGGUGAGAUUUGCUUCAGCCGUUCCACUCAACCAGUUUAUCAGCCGCGCAUACCCGAACAUAAAAUUCUUAGGGCUAUCCUCAUGAAGCAUAGGGCCUCGAUAAGGCUCAAAAUAGGAUGUCUUAUUAUUAUCACAUCAGGCCCCGAGAUGGAUCUUUUAGGGAUACCUUAGAUUUUACGAAACAAAGCCUUUGGAUGGGAGAAGCGGAGAAGAGUCUUGGAAAGAUUUUUUAGGGAUGCCUGAGAUCUAAUAAAUAAGGUUUUAAUAUGGAAAACUGAUGUGGGCCUUACAAGGAUUUUUUAAGGACUUUUAAG
Molecule: messenger RNA, 2151 nt
Organism: Harpegnathos saltator (Jerdon's jumping ant)
Lineage: Eukaryota; Metazoa; Arthropoda; Insecta; Hymenoptera; Formicidae
Product: spore wall protein 2
Exons: 3
Coding region: 63-767 (234 amino acids)
Source: RefSeq, a predicted model, not a curated record